AUGCUUCUGUAUUUUGUCAAUGGUGUGACAAGUCAUGGUGUUGUGGAUACCACACUUGUGGUCCCACAUCCCACACUUCCCAUUGUGGCUUCUGUGUGGACAAAUCCACUACACGUGUUGGUAACAGAUGCGGAGGGUGAUUUGGUUGCAGACCACACAUUUAAUUCCACCGCUAAAGUUGGAUCUAAAAUAACAUGUAUGGCAUGGCAUCCCACACAUCCUUUACUGGUGAUUGGUUGGGAUAAUGGAAAGUUAAUGACGUGGAUGACCCCAUCGGAGGUUCCAACGAACAGACCGGUGGGAACAGCUGUAGGUAUGAGUGUAAAUAAACAACCCCAACAACCCGUAGAAGUGGAGAAGGCUGCAGUACAACAUGGAGAAGGAAGUGUGGUACAAUGUGCGUGGUCUGCUAGUGGCGUGUACUUAUUGACAACAUCUAGCAAAUUACGUGCAGUACUUUGGUCUGUAGAGCACAGUUCAACCAAUGUUCCUCAAGGCGAUGAUGAAGUUAUUACAUCUCUUACACGUUCAACCGUCACUCCAUUGUGGUCCGUUCCAACAGAAUCUGUCAUGACACAUGUUCUUCAUAUCGGACCUCCUCCCGUUUCAUCUCUAAAGCAAACUAAAAUGAUUGAACUUGAUGAGAGUAUACCAACUAUGGCACCUCCUCGUUCUCGUGCAGAUGAUGAUGGUGAUGAUGAUUGUGCUUUUCUUCUUGCAAGUAAUGGUGGGAAACAAGUGUUUGCAUUAACAGAAGAACAAAAAUUAUUUCCACUAUUUCUGAUGGAGGAACCACCGGCGACUCUAUUAUAUGAUGCGGUGGAACGACAUCUCGUUGCCUUUAGUACCGCUCAUGUAAUAAAUGUAUAUCAAAUUUCUGAACCUCUUGCCUCAAAAUUACUUCUUCGCCGUAAGUUAUCUAUGCCAAGUCCAACACAAACAGCAGAACGUUUUACCAUAACAAUGCGUUGGGCCGCUUCAGGAGUCCUUGCAUUUGCUUCUGGAGAUGAUCGUGUGCGGUUCUUUGAUAUACACAGUGAUAGAGUCUAUUUCGUCACACACCCAGCUCCGUCCACUACGCAUAUCACCAAUAUUGCAACAUUGGAGAGAAAAGGAUUAUUGGCCAUGUCAACCACAGAAGGGGCAUUAGCGGUAUAUCAACGACAAGUAGAUAAUCAACAUCAUGGAAUUACAGGUUCAAAUAUGAAUUACAACAGUGUUACACCUUUACACAACCACCAUAAUAACAAUAAUAAUAAUAAUAGUAGUAAUGGUGGUGGUAGAAACCAAGGUGAUCCAGCGUCUGAGUGGGAAUUAGUAACAGUUGUGGAUGUAGAUGGACGUGUAAGUUCUGUUCAUUUUACUACUGCUGGUCACAUUAUUGUGGCACUUGCAAGUGGCAAACUACAAAUAUUACGUGAGACAGUACGUAAACGGGCUUGGGAUGGUGUUUCAGCAGCUACACAAAUAUCAAUGGAAAUGGUGGUGGUGGAAAGUAUUACUGGUUGUCAGUGUCUUCUUAAGAGUAAUUCAAAGAUACGUGGUAUGUCCAUUGCUUUUCCUACUAUUGGUUUAUGGAAUGGACAACAAAUUGAUCUUUACACUGUAAAUGAGUCUACUUCUACAGCAUCACUUACAAAUUUUAUUCCCACCACAUCUCCUGCAUUCGCCGUACAUGCAGAAGGUGUAUUCUUUGUAAAGGAUGCUAAUCGCGUUACCUUCUCAAAUUUUCAACUUGUUACUAUUGGUCAACUCGCCUUUACAGAAGCAGAAGGUACACCUGUUAUCAUUGAUGUUAUGGGUGAUUUUGUAGUAACUAUUUCAUCUAAAAAUGCUAUGCGACUUGGCCGUGUGAGUAGUCGAGAAGUUCGUCCACUUGGUCCACCACGACAAUUACAACUUCCCGAUGAUAAUGUUAUUGUAGUAGACGCAAAAGUAAAUGCACAAGGACGUCGUGUCGUACUGAUGACACGUUGUAUUGCUGGCGAUAAACCCGACAGUCGUAUUUGGGUAUAUGAUUUGGAUACCGAUCUCAUCAGUUGUUAUGAUUUUGCUCAGCGGGGUGAGGUACCAGAUGCGGUGUAUUGGAAUACACCAGAACCAAAUAGUAAUACUAUUGGUGAACUUGGUUAUCUUCUACUUGCAUGUGAGACCCAUCAGGUAAAGAAUAUGGUUGAUACCAAACAGUUAAAUAUACAAGAUAACACAGAAGCUGUGGAUGAGACUAUAGAUGCGAAUACAACGAAACCACAUGGUGCACCAUCUCAUCAAAAUCAACAACAAAAUGAUCCUUCUUCAGGAACUACAAAACGUGAUGAAGAAGUAAUUGCUAAUGAAGCUAUGCCAGAUCUUGAGAAUUUUGCUGAAAAGAAACAACGAAUGGAAGAUGAACGAUAUUUAAGUGGAUUUAGUGGUGUUAAUCCUCUUGCUAAUCGUACACACUCUGUUGUUACAUUAUUUGCUACAAAUAAAGGACUUGUUGUUCAUAAUGCUGUUUUAUUAAAACGAUAUCAUAUUUGUCUUGUUGGACUUACUAUUCCUGAUUUUCUCCUUGCCUCUGUACGUAUCAAUGGUAAUCCUAGUAAUCCAGAGGAUUAUAUGAUUGAACAAAAACGAUUACGUGAUUUUGAAGGACUUAAAACUGAGAAGGAUGCGGCAGUUCUUGAAGCACUUAUGAAAUUUAGUUAUUACUCUACUAUUGGUAAUAUGGAUGAAGCUUAUCGUUGUGUAAAGACUAUUAAAAGUCCAACAGUUUGGCAUAGUUUAGCAAAGAUGUGUGUUUUCUCUGGUCGUCUUGAUGUAGCGAAAGUUUGUCUUGCACAGAUGCAAGAUGGUGUUGCUGCUUCUGCUCUUCGUGAAGCUUGUACAAAAUAUGCAGAAGAAAAUGAUGUACAUUUGGCAACACUUGCAUGUAGUCUUGGUCUUGUGAAGGAGUGUGAGGAUUUACUCCGUAAAGCUAAACGGUAUGAUCUUAUUACAGAUCUUCUUCUUGCUUGUGGUAAAUUUGAACAAGCGCAGCGUCAUGCUAGACGGUUUGAUCGUAUUCGUGUAUAUCCUGUAGCAUAUAAAUAUGCACAAUUUAUGGAAUCUUUUUCUAAUUUUGAAGCAGCUAUUAUGUGGUACUAUAAUGCGAAAUGUCUUUCUACAGAUGUAGCUAGAAUUUACUUUCAAAACAAUCGAUUGAGUGAGCUACGUGAUCUUGUAAUUCCACCUUCUUCCAAAAAUAAGGGUGACAGUAGUAACAAUAAUGGAAAUAAUGUAAAAUUGACUGAGAAUGAUGCCCCUAAUGGAAAGAGUGGAGAAAAGAGUGGUGGAAAGAAUGGAGAAGAUGCCUUAACAAAGAAAUCGUCCAUAUCAUUAAAAGAAGGUACGGAUAAUAUAGAUUCAAAUGAAGAAAAACGUACUGGAGAUGAAGAAGAAGUUCGUGCCACAUUUGAACGUCUUUUUGCAUAUAAUAAAGAAUUACUAUUAUGGUGGGCACAACACUGUGAGCGACGACGACAUAAUGCGGAAGCCCUUAAAUUUUACACUCUUGCAGAAGAUUCAUUUAAUGUUGUAAGAUUAUUAUGUAGUGAAGAUCCUCCACGAAUUGAUGAAGCACUUGAUAUUGUUAAUAAAACAGCUGAUAAGAUGCGUUUACAGGCAGGAACUGGAAUAAUAGGAACAACUGAUAUGGAACCUUUAGGUGCAGCAUUUUUUAUUGGUUUGUAUUAUGAACGUACAAAAGAGGUUUCUGCAGCAUUACAGUAUUAUAAAAUGGCAGGUGCAUGGAGAGCAGCAUCCAGAGUAGCGAAAGCACAUCAACGCUAUGGUGAAUUACUGAAUCUUUCACUUGCAAGUGAUGAUAAACAAUUAAUGCUGGAUAGUGCUACCUUCUUGGAACAUAAUAAUGCCUACGAUAAGUCUGUGGAAUUAUAUCAUCGUAUUGGUGAUAUUCAGAAAGCAAUUGAUGUGUGUAUUAAAGGAGGUUUAUAUGAAGCUAUGCAUCGUAUUAGUACGACAUUGGAUGCACAAAGUGAUCCCGAGUUAUUUCUACAAAUGGCUACACAUUUUGUAGAGAGUGGACAUUACAAUAAGGCAGCAGAGAUGUUUGUCUUUGCGAAGGCAUUUCCUCGCGCAUUAGAACUCUGUGUAGAGCGUAAUGUCCCACUUACAGAUGAGAUGGCAGAGGCUAUUACAUCAGAAGCAAAUUGCCGUGAUUUAACAGCAGAUCAGCGAACGGCAUUACUCCGACAAAUUGCUGGUAUUGCGAAAGAUCAAGGGAAUUGGAAUCUUGCAUGUAAGAAGUAUACACAACUUGGAGAACGUGUGAAGGCAAUGAAGAUGCUUAUGCGUGGUGGAGAUGUAAACAAGGUAAUAUUCUUUGCUAAUCAUUCUCGCAAUGCGGAGAUUUUUACUCUUGCUGGUAAUUUCCUACAAUCACAAAAUUGGAAUACUGACCCCAACAUUCAUAAACAUAUUGUUCUCUUCUAUACGAAAGCGAAGGCAUUUACGCAUCUCAUCUCCUUUACAGACGCUUACGCACAAAUGCAAAUUGAUGAGAAUCGUAACUACUAUGAAGCUUGGCGUGCUAUUGACGACUGUCUUCAUGUUCUCGAUCGUAAUCGUGAUGGUCUUCAUGUGGAUCCAAAUCUCGCCGCACGAGAAGAGGCUUUACGUACACGACGAGAACUUGUUGGACUUGUUGUAAAAGCUGUUAAACUCCUUGCCGAUACCGCAACAGACAGUUCACAAGCUAAAGAACUCAUUGCCGUCUGUUCAGAUCUUAUUAAGCGUAGUAGACCAAAUCAUCAGGAUCAUGAUACCCUCGCAGCCGCUAUACGUAUUGGGGAUGUCUUUGCCCUACUCGUGCGAUAUUACUAUGAAAACGCACAGUCCGCAAAAGAUGCACUGCGGGUGGUGGAAAGUAUGGUCAAACAUUCCGUGGAGCCACAGUUCUUUGUGGAACGUGAUCUCUUAGAGGCGGUGUGUGCCGCAAACGGGCGAAAAUUAACCGAGUUUAUUGGCGAUAGCAAUACGAAAGGGAUGCCAGAGAGUGGUAAAGGAGUUCGUAGUGGUCCCACACAUGCUUAA
This is a messenger RNA of Trypanosoma theileri, 5073 nucleotides long. RefSeq names its product intraflagellar transport 140. Gene Ontology annotation, cellular component: intraciliary transport particle A; ciliary basal body; axoneme. The transcript has a single exon. Bases 1 to 5073 code for a protein of 1690 amino acids. The record is from RefSeq and is a predicted model, not a curated record. Gene Ontology annotation, molecular function: protein binding. NCBI's taxonomy places the organism in Eukaryota, Euglenozoa, Kinetoplastea, Trypanosomatida, Trypanosomatidae. Gene Ontology annotation, biological process: intraciliary retrograde transport.